Messenger RNA from Mya arenaria, 5816 nucleotides. Its product is annotated as hexokinase-2-like. NCBI's taxonomy places the organism in Eukaryota, Metazoa, Mollusca, Bivalvia, Myida, Myidae. The record is from RefSeq and is a predicted model, not a curated record. The transcript is spliced from 10 exons. Gene Ontology annotation, cellular component: mitochondrion; cytosol. Gene Ontology annotation, molecular function: fructokinase activity; D-glucose binding; mannokinase activity. The coding region runs from base 158 to 1555 and encodes 465 amino acids. Gene Ontology annotation, biological process: glycolytic process; glucose 6-phosphate metabolic process; intracellular glucose homeostasis.
GAAUAUUCAUUUCAAUAACUAACUGGAAGCAAGUCCGAUCGCUGGUUAAGCAUUUAUGGUAGCAUUGUUGUUAUUUAAAGAUAUAUUUAAGUGAUUGUUGUCGUAUAAAGUGAACUGAUUUGUUGGAUUACUUUGGAAUAAUCGCUGUGACGUGACAAUGCCGACGACUCCGGAAAAAUUAUCAAAAUAUGAAAAGAUUGAGCAGUUCGUGAAAGGGUUUAAGCUGUCGUCGCUGACGUACCGGCGCGUUAUGCACCUCCUGCAUGAGGAAAUGAACAACGGCCUGUCCGCCAACUACAACUUAAAGGCCGACAUCAAGAUGUUCCCCACCUUUGUUAGGGCUCUCCCCGACGGUACAGAGAAGGGAAAGUUUUUGGCGUUAGAUUUGGGCGGAACGAAUUUCCGAGUUCUAAUGGUGAUGAUCAAUGAACGGGACGUGGACAUUCAGAGCCAAACCUACCUCAUUCCCCAGCGAAUAAUGCUUGGUACAGGCAUACAGUUGUUCGACCACAUCGCGGACUGUAUAUGUCGGUUCAUCCGGGAUCACGACCUGAAGAACGAGACACUCCCCCUGGGGUUUACCUUCUCGUUUCCAUGCAAACAAGAGGGCCUGGCAAAGGCACGCCUCUCCAAGUGGACGAAGGGCUUCCGGUGCGAGGGUGUAGUCAACGAGGACAUAUGCGUUCUCCUGCAUGAGGCCAUGAAACGGAAAAAUACGACGUCAGUAGACGUCGAGGUGAUGGCCGUUGUGAACGACGCUGUCGGUACCCUGAUGUCGGCGGCACAUACGGACAGGAACUGUGAAGUUGGGCUUAUUCUCGGUACGGGUUGCAAUGCUUGCUACAUGGAAUCUCUGGAGAACGUGGGCCUCUGGGAGGGAGACUUCGAGGAACCUUCACAGGUGCUGAUAAACACAGAAUGGGGAGCGUUCGGGGACAAUGGGUGCCUGGACUUCAUCCGGACUGAGUAUGAUCGGGAACUGGACACGUACUCAAUAAACCCGGGAAAACAAAUCUACGAGAAGAUGAUAUCCGGCAUGUACAUGGGCGAGAUAGUGCGCCUUGCGUUGGAGCGGCUCUCCAUGGAAGGCCUUCUUUUUGAGAGCGCCGACCGAGACUGUGAGCUCUUCCACAAAGGAAGGUUCUUCACCAAAUAUGUCUCUGAAAUUGAGAGUGAUCACGACGAUUUUUUCCGGAACGUCAAACAAGUUCUGGAGGAGAUUGGCGUCACCAACUAUACAUCGGAGGACUGUAAAAUAGUGAAGUACAUCUGUACUCUCGUGUCUGCGCGCGCAGCUUUCCUCUCUUCAGCUGGUCUGGCGACGAUUAUCAACAAGUUGGAGAAACCGGAAAUAACGAUAGCGGUCGAUGGUUCCCUGUACCGGUUCCAUCCUCGCUUUCACAACCUCAUGGUGCUCAAAAUACAGGAGCUCGUCAAGCCGGGGCUCAAGUUCAAGCUGCAGUUGUCGCACGACGGAAGCGGAAAGGGGGCCGCGCUCGUGGCAGCGGUUGCUAUACGACUACGAGAUAGUAAACAAGGCAGGUGUCCGUCAUGAAUCACGUGACUGGCACCUCGCGACACCGUACAGCAUUUCAGCCUUCACCCGAGCAGCUUGUGAACUUCAUAACACGUGCAUCAAGUGACACGGGCAUUGUCCACAUAUGUUUAAAAGUAGAACAUACAAUUGUUUUCCUUUAAAAGUAAAUUUGGCCAGGAACAUCCUUUCAAUACAUUGUAGAACAAUGGUUUUAACUACUGAUUAGAGGAAUCGUCGUUGCAAAAACUGGCUGGAAUUUCAUCACAUUAUGAAGUGAUGAAAACAUGAAAUCGUGACGCAUCUGCGGGCUGACAUGUUUAAAUAUAUUUUCAUCAAUCUUCAGCAUAAAGUGGCUAUUUUCAGUGAUGAAUAUAUACCAUAUGUAUUUCGUUACUUGUGGAAACGUGAUUUCUGUCUUUUAUUAGCCUUAAAUCGUAAAUCUGGGAAGUAUUUCUAAGUGUAAAGUCAGUGAUACUUCUGAUAAAAUAAACGUAACCAAAAGUAUUGACUCCCUGUAAACUGUAAUCACCAGCUGAAUCUGGAUAUAUUAAAGCACGAACAGCUCAGUUUUAGGUAUUUUUAGAAUAUGUACUCUUAUAUUUUGAUGCCCUGAUUCAAGUGCAUUUCAUGGACAUUCAAUAUCACCCAUACUUAUUUAACCUUUUAGCGAUAGGCCACAAUAUCACGAAAAUACUUAAAUCAAAUCUCAAUAUCAUCUCUUUUUUACUACAUAACAUCAUUAUUCAAAAUCAUUCAUACUUUUACCCUUUUUAUAAGCGCAUUUUCUCAUAUAUUAUGUUGACAUAAAACUUUGGUUUAGAUUCCACAGAAAACAAAAACCUACGUUAAAAAAACCCCACUUGUGUUCAACUCAUUGUUGUUUAUUAACAAGUACAUUUUUUGCUUUAGAUUUUUUUUAAGUAUUGACAAACAGUUAUUAUCAACGCAUUCUAUGAGAAGUAUAUUUUUAAAAAGAGUUAAAACAUAAGACUUUGAAUAAUGCUAUGCUUUUAUGGGGUACAAUGAAUUGAAAUGGUGACUCAGAUUUGAACUUAAAGUAAUUUUGUGAUAUUGUGGCCUGCAUGAAUACUUGUGUAGAACACGUUUGAAUGCUUGGAUCCUUUUUAGGUUUCUUUCAGCGACGUUUUGAGGGCAUUUUGUUUGUAUUUUAUUUUUUGCGUGUUAUGAUAAAUAAUUAUUUCCUGAUAUUUUAUGUUAUUUACCUUUCUUUUUAAGCUUUCUAAUUUUAAUAAAAUAUGAUUUAAUCAUGGUUAGAAAAAAAAGAAUUACGAAUAACUAUACUUUCUAAAGCCAAAAAUUACCUCAAGUUAUCCUCUUUUUUUUUAAAAAAUACUUAGGCUUUCUUUGUUUCAAAACUGUUCAUUGCCUUGUUUGUGUGUAUGUGUUUUUUUUUCUUCUCCUGUGAACCUUCAACCUUUGUUAAGGUUUAUUCAUUCAUCUAAGAUCAGUAACUGGAAGUGAAUGUAACAUCAUAUAACAUUAAUUUUGUAUGGUUUUUCUUCCUCGUCUUGGACAAAGUACAGGAAUAAACUGCAAUGAACAUGCCUUAAUUUUGAUGUUGUAGUUCACAGGAACUUUAAUAAUAAUAAUAAUCAUUAUAAAAUGUAUUAAAUUAUAUAUUAAAAAAAAACCUCUGUAUUAAAAAAACCCUGUAUUUCUCACUAAAAAUGUAGUUUUAUAGUCAUUGCAUUAUUGUUUUAUGUAUAUGUAAGCUUAUUUAUAAUGGAUAGAUUUUAUUACUUGUUCACAAACUGCUUGUUACAUGACGUGACUGUGGUCAUUAUUAGAAAUGUUUUUAUUUGCUCAAGUUAAUUUGCAUUUGAAUUAAUAGUAAUGAAAUUAAGCCUUUUAUGGUGCAUUAAGCUUCCACUGGUACAUUAUUUUAAUGUUUUAUGGCAAGAAAUGAAUUUGCAAUACGAAAGAAAAUCUCAAAUUUAAAAACUGACCUUCAGCCAGUUGUAUAAAAGUUUGAGAAGUUGUCCACAGGUAAUUUUUAGGCUAGUUUUUACAUCUAAAUGAUUCGAUUGGUUAACAGAAAUUAUUGGAUAAAUAUUGACCAAUCAAUAAACUCCUUGGAUAAAUAUUGACCAAUCAAUCAACUCCUUGAUUAAAUAUUGACCAAUCAAUAAACUCCUUGGAUAAAUAUUGACCAAUCAACAAACUCCUUGGCUAACUUUGACCAAUCCAAUUAUUUAACCAGUUCGAUGCAAUGGACUUCAGCAGAUGUUCUUAUGUGUUGUAGAUAUGUUUUAAAAAUGUGGAUGAUUCUAUGUAAUACUUCGGAAUACUCAAUAAUGGAAUUCCUCUGAGAUUUAUUGAUACAAUUAGUAACACCUGCUGUUCAAAUGUUGAUGAAUCUCAAACCAUGUAUCAGAUGUUUGUGUGUAACAAGAACUCAGAUUGCCGAAUGUAUUAAAUGCAUUGAGUAUUGAUGUAUAAACUGUAAGAGUUUUUCAUUAAGUGUGAUUUAUAAUAUAAUAAUGUGACGUCGUCUGCAAAAUCAGUCCUUUUGAGGUGUACAUGUUAACCACAAAAAAUAGUUUACCCAAGACAUAGAAUUUGAAAAACUGAUAUAUAACAAUGUGUAAAGUUAAGUUAAAGAACCUUUUUGUUAAAACAGCUAACUGACUGCCUUAUGGGCACAAAGCCUCAGAAAAUGUGGGUCACUUUUCAGUCGACACAACUAAUUUCCGUGGAAGUCGUCAUAUAUGAGAACACCUUCUGUACAAGCAGGUGUUGUAUCCAUAACCAUUAGCUAGAAAACCAUGAUGUUGUUAUGAAGUUAGUACGGAGUUGUGAUGUUUGUUAUACAAGCCACUGCCUGUAUUGCAGUACAAUAACUGAUAUUGGACAGGUCGUGAAACACCACGUGUAUGUUAUAAACUUGUAUGUGUACUACCACAUACAGCUGUAUGUAGUCAACUUGUACGUAUACCAACACGUACAGCUGUAUGUAGUCAACUUGUACGUAUACCAACACGUACAGCUGUAUGUAGUCAACUUGUACGUAUACCAACACGUACAGCUGUAUGUAGCCAGCAUGUACGUAUACCAACACGUACAGCUGUAUGUAGUCAACUUGUACGUAUACCAACACGUACAGCUGUAUGUAGUCAACUUGUACGUAUACCAACACGUACAGCUGUAUGUAGUCAACUUGUACGUAUACCAACACGUACAGCUGUAAGUAGUCAACUUGUACGUAUACCAACACGUACAGCUGUAUGUAGUCAACUUGUACGUAUACCAACACGUACAGCUGUAUGUAGUCAACUUGUGCGUAUACCAACACGUACAGCUGUAUGUAGUCAACUUGUACGUAUACCAACACGUACAGCUGUAUGUAGUCAACUUGUACGUAUACCAACACGUACAGCUGUAUGUAGUAAACUUGUACGUAUACCAACACAUACAGGUGUAUACGUACAUACAGGUUAGCUGAAGUUGAGUUGAAAGUCGUUUGCAAUAUUUCUCUUAAAACUUGUACUUGUCAACUCCCUGUUAUUGCUGAAUAUGCAAUAUUUCUCUUAAAACUUGUACUUGUCAACUCCCUGUUAUUGCUGAAUAAUUUUCCUCUUUGCCAUACUUGUAAUUUUAUACUUGUACAACAUACAUGUACAUGGAUGUCUUGGCGCACAGAAAGACAUACCAUACCCAUGUACCGUGGUAUUUCGCAACUUUUCUAAUGUUAGAAAUUGCCACAUUGACAAAUAUUAAAGGCUAUUUGUGAAUUUAUUCCAUACGUCAUUGCAAGAUAAUAUCAGGCUAACUAUAUAUACAAAUUAUUGACUGAUAUACUGGGACUUUCACUUCUGACACCCUCUCUGCUGAUAAUAUCAGGCUAACUAUAUAUACAAAUUAUUGACUGAUAUACUGGGACUUUCACUUCUGACACCCUCUCUGCGUAUUUGUUUAGGCUUACAGAUAAUGCCAAUAAAAUGAAACUAUGUUUAUAAUGCCACACUUAUGGAACAUUUGUAAAUGGACAGAUACUGUUGACUUGCUGUUUAUAUAUUAUAUAUAUACCGGAUUUUGCAUUAAAAUAUCAUCAGUAUUGUUACGAUAUAUACUUAUAUUGUCUUAGCCUUGUUAAAAAAUGUUGUUGACUAUUAUACAUUAUAUGUAAAUAUUAGAGUCAUGUUUUAUUUGUACAUAUAUUUUUAUGUAGCACGAGGUAAGAGUUUGAAUUACAUGACUUCAACCAUUAUAAUAUAAUCAUGUUAUAUGUUACUGAGGAAAUAAAAUAAACAUAAAUUGA